Rhododendron vialii is the source of this 1243-nucleotide messenger RNA. Its product is annotated as 20 kDa chaperonin, chloroplastic-like. Gene Ontology annotation, cellular component: chloroplast; mitochondrial matrix. Gene Ontology annotation, biological process: positive regulation of superoxide dismutase activity. NCBI's taxonomy places the organism in Eukaryota, Viridiplantae, Streptophyta, Magnoliopsida, Ericales, Ericaceae. The record is from RefSeq and is a predicted model, not a curated record. The transcript is spliced from 6 exons. Gene Ontology annotation, molecular function: transition metal ion binding; ATP binding; protein folding chaperone. Bases 285 to 1046 code for a protein of 253 amino acids.
CUGGACCGUCGAAAACCGGCCAAUAGGACGGCCCAAUUAUUUUCGCUCCGCUUCCGUUGGUUAGGGUUGCUACAAAACUCUACUGGAGUACUAGUUUGUUUCCCUCGAGUUUCUAGUUCAACUGUCGGUGGCUUUAUCCACUUCGCUAUUCUUCUUCUUCUUCUUCUUCUUCUUCUUCUUCGACUUCUCCGUCUCCGAAUUUGCUCUUUAAAUCAGUUAUCAUCACCACAAUUCCCUGAACUUUCAAAAAUCUCUUCAAAUUCAAUCAACCAUUCUAUAAAGGAAUGGCAACAAUUCAGCUUACUGCAUCAUCAAUAUUGGCUGGGAACUUGUUCUCAUUUGAAGGGCUUAGGCCUUCAAAGGUUAGGAUCUCAUCAGUUGCUGUGAAACAAGUACGGCCGAGCCUCAGUUCCUUUCGUAGCCUCGUCGUGAAAGCAUCCACCACUGUUGCGCCCAAGCAAACGUCGCUCAAGCCAUUGGGUGAUAGAGUGCUGGUGAAGGUUAAGCCUGCAAGCGAGCAGACUGUAGGCGGUAUCUUACUUCCAUCGUCAGUGCAGUCAAAACCUCAUGGAGGUGAGGUUGUUGCUGUUGGAGAUGAUAAAGUAGUUAGACCGUACAAGAUUGACCGAAGUGUGACUGGUACCCAAGUUGUGUAUUCAAAGUAUUCAGGGACUGAAGUGGAGUUCAAUGGAUCAGACCAUCUCAUACUAAAGGAGGAGGAUAUUAUUGGUAUUUUGGAGACAGAUGACAUGAAGGAUCUGAAGCCCUUGAAUGAUCAAGUUCUGCUUAAGGUCGCUAAGGCCGAGGAAAAAACUGCUGGAGGCUUGUAUCUAACUUCGGCAGCCAAGGAGAUGAAACCUUCUACUGCCACAGUGAUUGCCGUAGGGCCUGGUUGUCUGGAUGGUAAAGGUGAUAGGCAGCCGUUACCAGUUUCUCCAGGAGACACAGUACUAUAUUCAAAAUUUUCAGGGAAUGACUUCAAAGGAAUUGAUGGUUCGCAGUAUGUUGUUCUUAAAGCAUCUGAACUGAUGGCUGUGCUUUCUUAGUUUCUUGUUAUGAUGAUACAUGUUCUUUCCUUUACAAAAAAAAUUCAAGGCACAGAAUUGUACGAGAGAAUUUUGUCACUGGACCACAUGCGUAAAUGGGUGUAGGUCAAUUGCUACAUUCUUACAUUCUUAGUAGAGAUAAUAAUAUUUGGUGCUCCUUACAAGUUCUUUGUGGUAAUCCAAAAAUUGUUGGUCCA